CCUACCCCUAAAGCGCGUGUACCUGGGGGCACCGGAGCUGUGCGACAACAGUGGCCUGGCGACCGUGGAGAAGGUCAUCGUGCACCCCGAGUACCGACCGGGCCUCGCCUACGCUGACCUGGCCGUCGUGAGGCUGAACGAGUCCUACGACCUGCGGGACUACUUGCCACUGUGCCUCAACACGGAGGCAGACUUCCCGAUGCGGGUCGGGCCGAUUCGCUGGGCGCUGCUCGGCGCGACCAACCGCACCAGCCAGGAGCCAAAGGCCGCCGACACCCACCAGCUGAUAGAGGUCGCACAGGUCAUCGUGCACCCCGAGUACCUCGGGCCGGUCAAGUACAACGACAUCGCUCUCUUGCGGCUGGCGCAGCCGGCACGUUUGCGUAGGGAUGGGGUGUAUCCGGCCUGCCUGGACACGGACAUGGAUGUAGACAACACGGGGAGGGACGCCGUCGCAACCGGAUGGGGCGCCACGAGCUUCGAGGACGAUGGCAGUCAGUCGUUGCUGAAAGUGAACCUCACCGUGCGCGACAUGCGGUACUGCAGGGACAACCUGGAGCUGGACAUGCAGAAGCCGAAAUGCGCUGUGUAUAAUGCUCGCAAUUCGAGCACCCGCCCCCAUCCCUCAGUCUUUUUGAACCAAUAUGCCUUCUGGCGACAGGCCUUGUUGGGCUACGGAGACCGAGACAACAUCCAGUACUCCUGUGGUGGCUCCCUCAUCGCCCCCGACUUCAUCCUCACGGCCGCACACUGCGCUUUUCUCUCUGGGAAACCAGUGGGCUGGGUGCUGCUCGGCGCGACCAACCGCACCAGUCAGGAGCCCAAGGCCGCCGACACCCACCAGCUGAUAGAGGUCGCACAGGUCAUUGUGCACCCCGAGUACGUCGCGACGGUCAAGUACCACGACAUAGCCCUCGUGCGCCUUGCGCAACCCGCCCGGGUGCAGAAGCUGGAGGUGUAUCCGGCCUGCCUGGACACUGACAUGGAUGUGGACAACACGGGGAGGGACGCCGUCGCAACCGGAUGGGGCGCCACCAGCUUCGAGGACGAUGGCAGUCAGUCGCUGCUGAAAGUGAACCUCACCGUGCGCGACAUGCGGUACUGCAGGGACAACCUGGAGCUGGACAUGCAGAAGGUCCCCCGCGGCCUCGAGGACGCCACCCAGCUGUGCGCGGGCGGCGGGGAGCACAACCGAGACACCUGCCAGGGUGACUCUGGCGGCCCGCUCCAGAUGCGAGCGAACCCCAGCAACGCCAUCACGUGCAUUUUCCGAAUCGUCGGAGUCGUCUCGUUUGGGCCACCCUGUGGUCUCGGCAAGCCGGGUGUCUACACCAGGGUGGCGGCUUACGUACCUUGGAUCGAGAGCGUCGUCUGGCCUCCGAGACCGGACGGCUGCGUGAACAACGUGCGCGUCAAGUCGGAGGGCAGCGACGUGCAGGUGCCCAACACGGGUCCUGGGACCGUGGCCAGAGGCAUGUGCAGAGUAUUCCACACGGAAUUUUGUGGCAACUAUCAUGCGUACACAAAAGAGGUUAAGCCUGAAUUGACAGCUGAUGACGUAUGCCACCACAAUCACGUUUCUCCCGAUGCCGAGGACCUUAAAAAUUGGCGCCACAAAGUGGUCACGCUCAUGUACGGCGACGCGAAGUACAGCCGGCGGCACAGCUGCGCGGGCGCGCUGGUCUCCCCCAACACCGGUGACCCUGGCACUCCGCUCAUCUCCUACAUGCACACCCUCCUGGCGCCCCAAGGUUCGUUUGCUGUCGACUACGUCCUCGGUAUCGCCUCCUCGCUGUCGUACUGCACCGUGCGGGACUCUGACGGCCACCUACUGCCAGACCUGUUCGCCGACGUUAGCCAGCACAUAGACUGGAUCGAGCGCACAGUGUGGCCUGGCCAAGCUGACUGA
Frankliniella occidentalis (western flower thrips) is the source of this 1909-nucleotide messenger RNA. RefSeq names its product transmembrane protease serine 9-like. Gene Ontology annotation, biological process: proteolysis. Gene Ontology annotation, molecular function: serine-type endopeptidase activity. The transcript has 11 exons. The record is from RefSeq and is a predicted model, not a curated record. Lineage: Eukaryota; Metazoa; Arthropoda; Insecta; Thysanoptera; Thripidae. The annotation marks the transcript as partial.